AGAGACGCGGGGCGGGCGGACUUUACACGGUUUAUUUCUUACACGUCUCUCCCCGUGAAAACCACCGGGAUUUUAGCUCCAAACUGCGCUGUUCUUCUGCUCUUUCGCCCCCCUCUCCGCCGUGGACCGUCCGGCGGGAGCGCGCCUCCAUGGAGCGGGUUACCGGGGCAACCGAGCGCGGGAGCGGCGCUCCUCACGGGGACUCCGCUUUAUCCUCCCGCCCCAAUUAGAGCAUCCUUAGUCCACGUUGUCAGGGUUAGAUCUCUGUUUAAAGGUCCAGGAUAUGUGGUGACUGGUGUCGGUGUCAGUCAGUGUGUGAAAGCAGGUCAAUGAGCAACAACAUGUACGCGGGACGCAAACGGAGGAAACCGGCGCAGAAGGGAGUCAAGCCGACCCCACCUGAAGGAGCUAAAUCCAACCCGUCCAAACGGCACCGCGACCGGCUGAACUCGGAGCUGGACCGGCUGGCCAGCCUGCUGCCCUUCCCCGAGGACGUUAUCUCCAGCCUGGACAAGCUGUCCAUCCUGAGACUCAGCGUGAGCUACCUCCGGACCAAGGGCUUCUUCUCAGUGGCGUUGAAGAAGCAGCGUCCCGGUGGCCUGAACCAGAGCGACCACGACAAGAGCAGCCUGAAGGCGGCGCCCGGAGACGGCCGCACCCCUGAGGGCGAGCUGCUGCUGCAGGCUCUGAACGGCUUCGUCCUGGUGGUGACGGCUGAAGGGGUCAUCUUCUUCUGCUCUCACACCAUUCAGGAUUACCUCGGCUUCCACCAGACUGAUGUGAUGCACCAGAGUGUGUUCGAGCUGAUCCACACCGAAGACCAGCAGGAGUUCAGAAGGAACCUGCACUGGGCCCUCAACCCCCCGGUCGGCCCCGGACCCCCCACGGAUGCUGCAGGUGGAGGGUCGGCACCGGACUCCUGCCUGGUGAGCUACAACCCCGAGCAGCUCCCACCUGAGAACUCAUCCUUCCUGGAACGAGCCUUUGUCUGCCGCUUCCGCUGUCUGCUGGACAACUCCUCAGGCUUCCUGCCGCUGAACAUCCAGGGCAGGCUGAAGUUCCUCCACGGUCAGAGCCGUCAGCCGUGCGACAGCGAGGGCAGCGCCCCGCCUCAGCUCGCCCUGUUCGCCAUCGGCACGCCCCUGCAGCCUCCGGCCAUCCUGGAGAUCCGGACCAGGAACAUGAUCUUCAGGACCAAGCAUAAACUGGACUUCACGCCGAUGGCCUGCGACGCCAAGGGGAAGAUAGUCCUGGGCUACACGGAGGCGGAGCUGAGGGUGCGGGGAUCGGGGUACCAGUUCAUCCACGCCGCCGACAUGCUGUACUGCGCCGAGAAUCACGUCCGAAUGAUAAAGACGGGCGAGAGCGGUCUCACCGUCUUCAGGCUGCUCACCAAGGACAACAGAUGGAAGUGGGUCCAGGCCAACGCCCGGCUCGUCUACAAGAAUGGCAAGCCCGACUACAUCAUCGCCACCCAGAGGCCUUUGGUGGAUGAGGAGGGGGAGGAGCACCUGAGGAAGCGGUCCAUGCACCUGCCCUUCACCUUCACCACCGGGGAGGCUCUCCUCUACCAGACCGGCUUCCCGCUGCACGGCUUCCCAGACUCCUUCCAGGGCAAAGCCAAAGGCAGCAAACCCAAGAAGGGCAAAGUGGACGGCAGCGCCUCGGAAGACCUGAACCCGAAGUCCCUGCUGGGGGCGCUGAUGAGCCAGGACGAGUCGGUGUAUGUGUGCAGGCCGGACACGGAGCCCAAGGAAUCCUUCCACACCGGCUUUUGCAGUAAGAGCGACGGGCUGGAGGGAUUGUCGAGCAGCACCAGCUGGAACACGGGGUCCAAUGGCGAGCUGGGGAGAUACAGCGGCUCAUCGUCGGGUUUCGACCCUCUCCUGGCCACGCUGGACUCGCUCUCCCUGGACGGAGGGGAGACCUGCUCCAACAGCGAGCUGUUCAGCGCCCUGGAGAACCUGGGCCUGAAUGCUGAGGACCUGGAGCUGCUGCUGCUGGACGAGAGGAUGAUCCAGGUGGAGCUAGACCCCAACCACGUCCCCUCCCUCACGGACCUCCUCACCAACAACGAGAUCCUCUCCUACAUCCACACCUCCCUGGAGAACGGGAGCGAGGAGCAGAGGAGCAGGAGUGGGUUGGGGGUCUCCAGCCAGGACCCCGCCCAGGGCGUCUCUCAGCAGGCGUGUCUGCCCCCAGCCGCACCCCCACCCUUCCCCGGGGUCAGGCACCCCAUCGUCCAGCUGUCGCAGCAGAUGCAGCAGCACAUUAAAGCUCAGACCCAACCUCUGUCCCAUCCCGGGACAGGCCACCCCGGCGGCCCGAAGGGGGUUCCCCAGAACCCCUGGGUGGGAGCAGAGGACCCCCACCAGUCCAGCAGCAACAUCCAUCAGCAUCAGACGCCACUCAAGUCCACGUUCAAGCACUUCCACCCAGCUCUGGAGUCCAGGCAGCAGUGGGGCCUCCAACAGACCCAGCAGCAGGCCAGCGGAGGAACCACGGCGUUGCUGGACUUCCAGAAGCAGCUCGGCCCGGCAGCAGACGGCUGCUGCGUCCCAGCCGGACACCAAGCCUUUCCUGCACACGUGGAGCUCAGCCGCCCGGAUUACAGCAGCUCCCAUCCAGCGCUGAACGCCUCAGCCACUCCGGACAUCUGCCACCAUCACGGCUCGGCGUGGCCCUACCAGACGCCGGGUCACCAGGACCAGAACCACCCCCAGAUGCUGCAGCAGGCUCCGCCUCCAGCGCCAUGUCUGUCCAACGGGUCUCCCGGCUCCGCUCUGGAGCUGCAGCAGCUGCUGUCUCUGUCGCAGCCGCAGCACAGCCUGCCGUCCCUAGAGGCCUACAGCGUGUUCGGCCCGACUCCAGACACCAAGGUGGAGGACAGCUGUCUCCUCAGCUACGCCCGGACGUGUCUGCUGCCCGGCACCAAUGGACUGGCCCCCCGCGACGUCCCCGUCCCGCGUCCCACCCCGCUGCCGGCGCUGCAGGACGGACAGAAGCCCGGGUUCUUCCUCUGAGGACCGGCAGAGGACAGACCCAUCUUAGUCCGGAGGAGACGGCAGAGGACACCUGCAGACCCGUCUCAGUCCGGAGGACACGGUUCCGUCCCUGCAGACCCGUCUCAGUCCGGAGGACACGGUUCUG
This is a messenger RNA of Cololabis saira (Pacific saury), 3150 nucleotides long. Its product is annotated as aryl hydrocarbon receptor-like. The record is from RefSeq and is a predicted model, not a curated record. Gene Ontology annotation, cellular component: nucleus; aryl hydrocarbon receptor complex. The coding region runs from base 330 to 3023 and encodes 897 amino acids. The transcript is spliced from 11 exons. Gene Ontology annotation, biological process: regulation of transcription by RNA polymerase II. Gene Ontology annotation, molecular function: transcription cis-regulatory region binding; protein dimerization activity; nuclear receptor activity. NCBI's taxonomy places the organism in Eukaryota, Metazoa, Chordata, Actinopteri, Beloniformes, Belonidae.